Messenger RNA from Cyphellophora europaea CBS 101466, 1218 nucleotides. RefSeq lists its product as uncharacterized. NCBI's taxonomy places the organism in Eukaryota, Fungi, Ascomycota, Eurotiomycetes, Chaetothyriales, Cyphellophoraceae. The transcript has a single exon. Bases 1 to 1218 code for a protein of 405 amino acids. Gene Ontology annotation, molecular function: protein binding. The record is from RefSeq and is a predicted model, not a curated record.
AUGCAAGUCAAAUGUGUGGGAGCGUCUCCUGCUGACCACAACUCCGGUUCGAAUGGAUUCAAGUUUAGAAGUUCCCGCCAGUCCUAUCGCAACUUGCAGUGGUCUGCAGACGGUACAUGUCUUCUUGCGACCAGCUACAAUCAUUCCAUCGACACAUAUGUAGUGACUGUCAACCUGCUAGAGGAGCGAGAUCUCCCUCAUAGGCUCGACGCCUACUCUAGUCUCACAUCGCCUGAUCCAGUGAAUGCCGUAAUCGGGUACCCAUUCUUCAGCCUUCAAGACCCGACGUCAACGCUGUUGCUGUCCUCGCAGCGCCACCAUCCCGUGCGGCUCUGCUCUGCGCUGACCGGUGAGCGCGUUGCAUCUUACGCUAUCAUCAAUACUCUCACUGAAGAGUACAUAUGCCCCAACUCCCUCGUAUUCAGCUCUACUGGGCAGCACUUCAUCGCAGGCUCCGAGUCACUUAUCUCAAUCUUUGACAUCUCAAGCCCGGGUCAAGAACCCUUAGCUACGGUGCAGACGGGGCCAAAGAGAGUGAAAGACGAUCGUUGGAACCCAAGCACAAGCAUUCGCGGCAUAGUGUCCUCGUUGGCGAUCGAGCCGUCUUCAAAGGUUCUAGCGGCUGGCACUUUCACUCGACAGAUAGGUUUGUACGAAGCCGAGGGGCAGGGAUCCUGCAUUGGUGCGUUCACUGUGACUGGCAACGAUGCUGAUACCAACAUUGGUGGCGGCGGCAUCACUCAGCUCAACUGGAGCCCUUGUGGACGCUACCUUUACAUUGCUGAACGCAAAAGCGAUGGCAUUAUGCUUUACGAUAUUCGACAGACUGGGCAGCUUCUCUCCUGGUGCGAAGGCAGAAACGCCAAUACGAACCAGAGACUCGGUUUCGACAUCACCACCAAUGGAGAGAGCAGUCAUGAAGUCUGGGCGGGAGGCAAGGACGGCGUCGUGAGGAUAUGGAAGGAUGUUCACAUGUCAGAGGGAGGAGUUGCAGCAACAUUCUGCCUCGAUGCACACGAUGGUAACAUUCCUGCAUUUGUCCGUGAUUCCCAACUGAUCAAGUUACAGACCCCAUCUCUGGAGUUGCUCUUCACCGAUCUGGAGGCGUUAUUGCAACAUGCUCUGGCCAGGACCACUUCGCGGCGCAAGAGAAGUCGGCAACCGGGGAUGGAAGCACCUCUCAACCUUCUUGCGCGGUCAAGAUCUGGUCACUGCUAA